Molecule: messenger RNA, 1366 nt
Organism: Tilletiopsis washingtonensis
Lineage: Eukaryota; Fungi; Basidiomycota; Exobasidiomycetes; Entylomatales
Exons: 4
Coding region: 429-1271 (280 amino acids)
Source: RefSeq, a predicted model, not a curated record
AUGUCCGACCGCAGUUCAGCCAGCAAGUCGUCCAGAUGCGAGGUGUCGCUGCACCUCGGUCCUGCUGUUCACUCACCGUUCCUCACAGGUCUGGCUGGUUGCAGCCUCGGACAGGCGGCUGCGGCCGUAUGCGCCACAAACAGAGAGGCGGCGGCAUGGUGCCUGCAGCUCGCCGAGCUCCGCGCAGCGCCGCCGAGCACGUGCGCUCGAAUUUGGCCUCCAGGCUGGCGUCCAACGGCCGCCCGGCUUGCCUCACUCCCACAUCAUCUCGGCCAUCAGCUCCAGAGUCACACCCACGUUCGUCGCUCUGGCCAAGCGACACCCAUCCUCACUGUCUUCAAACCCUCGCACGCUGCACCAGCGCCACCCUCGCCGGCGCCCCAUUUCUCCGCUCCACCUCGCGCCGCUCACUCAUGCGCCGCCACGCCAUGCUGGCGCGCGCACCGCUACUGGCGCUGGUGCUGCUCGCCUCGCUUGUCGUCGCUCUCUCCUCGCCGCUUGGCAGCGCACAGCACCCGUUCCUCGGCGCUGCAGCGCCGCACGGCGAGCCUACCUUCGACGCCGAGGCCAGCACCGGCCCUGGCUGGGUCUACCUCAUCCGGCACGGCGAGAAGGUCAAGGCCGACCGGCCCGGCCUCUCUGCCGACGGCCGCAGGCGCGCAAAGUGCCUGCGCAAGGUGUUCGGCAAGGGCCCGCUCAAGGCCGACUAUGCCAUGGCGCAGGCGUACAAGUCGCACGGCCGCCGGCGCAGGGCGUACGAGACGCUCGAGCCGCUCGCCAAGCGCACCGGCAUCCCGCUCGACACGUCCUGCCAGCGCGACGACCCCGUGUGUGUGCGCAAGGUGCUGCUGCGCGAGACGGCCGCGGGGCGCAAUGUGGUGCUGAGCUGGGAGCACGCGGCCCUCACGCCCAUUGCGCGCCAGCUGGGCGUGCACGGCCUGGCGUGGGACGGCGCGCGCUUCGACAUCAUCUACCACAUCCGCGGCGGCAAGGUGCACCGCAUCGACAGCGAGGAGUGCAGUGGCCUCGAUGAGGAGUGGUUUGGAUGGCAUGCCAAGAAGAGCCGCAGUGGCCGCGGACGCGGCGGCAGCCACGGGCUGCUGGUGGACGACGAGAGCUGGGCGGAGGGCGCGGGCGAGAGGCUCGCGGACCACACGGCUGAUGCCUCGGAGGAGGUCGAGGAUGAGGAUGAUGACGAAGACGAGGCCAGCACGGCUCUCUUCGAGCUGCUGGCGGACGACGACGACGAUGACGACACACUAGAGGAGUGAAGCUCUCCUUGCUUCCGCGGUAUACCAAGCCACAAGGCCUGCGCUCCCAACCUGACGCACGCUGUAUCAUACAACUACAUCUAUAUCUAAGGCAG